CGUUGCUUGAUGCAUAUUGCUUGCUUCUCCCACGAAGUUUAUUCCAGCAGUGCGCUCUUUGCUUCCGCUCUUUUUCUCAGGCACUUUCGCUGCAUCGACACUACUACCUUUCCGUCUCGAAUUCCAGUGGUUAUCUGAUCCCACUACUACAAUGAAACUUGCUCUUCCAUUAUUAUUGACGGCUAUCUUGCCUUCUGUCCACGCGGGCCUUCGCGAUGAGCUUGUAAACUCACCCUCUCUUGAGAUUCGGAUGAAUCCGAACGCACGAGAACCAUAUUGCACGGAUACAAAAAUUACAGAGGCCCAGAAGAAAAAAAUGGAAGAAGAAUUUGUAGAAAGAGGAAAGUGCAGGCUCUGGGAAUGGUGGCCCAACGACAAGGAAAGAGUGGACGUCUCAACAUGCACCAAAGCCUGUCGAGCGGACCUUGGUAACCCAGCCGAGGGCUGCCUAAUGAUAAAUCCGCAGGGUUACAAGGACAGUUCACAGGAUUCAAAAUACUGCUUCUGGGGAGGAAAUUGCAAUUGCUAUAAUGACGCUAAAGGCUACCGCGAGCUCCUGGAAUGGUUCAUCGCUGAGGUUGAGAAAGGUAUCGAGGAGAUUGCGGGUCCCAUCUUUUGCGGUUUCAUCCCAAUGGUUGAUAUGAUACUGGACGUUGGCAUGGACAUGAUUCCUGGUGGCGGCUAUGUGAAUCGUGGAGUACGGAAUGGCAUUCGUGCUGCAAAGACGUUCCAGGAGGCUGACGACUACAAUGGCUGGCUCCAAAUGAUCACGAAAGUUGAUUGCAGUGAUUAUCCUGUACCUGUUGUCGACGAUCUACGCGCGGUGUAUGACGCAUUCACUUCUGUUCCUUAUAUAGAUUCGUACCCGGGAGGUGAAUGUCUAUUGAAGAAAAAGAAUUGUAAGUCCAAACCCUCAGAUAAGGAUGAUGAAAAGGAGGCAGAAAGAAGGAAGAAAGAAUUCGAGGAAAAAAACAAGACAUCAACAAAGCAAUCAACAAAGACAUCGAAAACAACAUCAUCGAAAACAACAUCAUCAGCAAAGACAUCAUCAACAAAGACAUCAUCAACAAAGACAUCAUCAACAAAGACAUCAUCAACAAAGACAUCAUCAACAAAGACAUCAUCAACAAAGACAUCCACUUCUUCAACCAGCCGUAAGACUACCUCUUCCACGAAAGCAACUUCAGUGACUUCCUCCUCCUCCUCCUCCUCAACGGCAUCAGUAACUCCUUACAUCUGCGGCGAAACCCGUGACUGUGGACAACAAAAAUGUUCCACUAGACGGCAAAAAACCUCUACGAAGGCAUCCCAUGCACAGACAUCUGGUAGUAGUUCCUCUACCCGCAUUACUAGACGUAGCCUCGAAGGUGUAACCGCAGCGGAGGCAGACGACUACGUGUUAAGUGUUGUAGAAGCCGCCGACGCUGAACAGGCACUAGAUCACCAAAACAAAAACAGCUACGCGGUAUCGAAGCACGGGGAAUUUGCACAGGAGGCGUUCCCUGUUUAUGUUACAGGUCUCGAGGGCUGCAUUGGCAUCAGCAUUGUUUCCGAGCGCGGAUACUGGAUGGGUUACUAUAAAGAAACAGCGUAUUGGCCUGAGCGUAAGAAAGAAUGGGCUAGUCUUCUGGUUGCAGUUACCGAGGGUACUGUUAACUACACCAAGCCCGACACUCUAACAGACAUCUUCGGCGCGGGAUCUAAUCCAGAAAUCUACGUCGCACAACCGAGUUUCAAGAUUGACCAGAUGAAGAUGUAUGAGCUUCAGGUCGCGGCCAUCUUGAAAGAGAUCCAGAAAGACGAUCUCCAGAGCGCCACCGUGCACAGAUUGAGUUAUGUGAAGCCUGAGUCAGUGGAAGAAGUUGAGAACCAGUAUGAGGGCACUGCGAGGGGAAUCAUGCUGCUUGAAUAUGACAACGAUUACGAACCUUCCCAGGAUGAUGCUGGUGAGGACGAGGUGGUUAAGCAGCAAGCAAUUGCGCGCGUAUUUGUAGAGGGCUUCUCCGUUGAGAAAACUUGGGACGCUACCAAGGAACAAAUUGGAGACGAGGAGCAAUAG
Molecule: messenger RNA, 2059 nt
Organism: Periconia digitata
Lineage: Eukaryota; Fungi; Ascomycota; Dothideomycetes; Pleosporales; Periconiaceae
Source: the annotation of a GenBank genome assembly